Paramecium tetraurelia is the source of this 249-nucleotide messenger RNA. RefSeq lists its product as uncharacterized. The record is from RefSeq and is a predicted model, not a curated record. NCBI's taxonomy places the organism in Eukaryota, Ciliophora, Oligohymenophorea, Peniculida, Parameciidae. The transcript has a single exon.
AUGAAGCAAUUUUAUAAUUCGAGAAAAGAGUAUUCAAAACAGAGCCAGAAGAAGGUCUAAAGGAACAAUUUGAAGUUAGACUUCAAGAUGCCAAAUAGUUUUGUGAAGAGAAUGCAAAAAAGAUAGUCAAUUACAAGACUGAUCUAAAGUAACAAUUAUACUAAAUAAAACGAGAACAUGGCAGAAUCUAUAAAAAUUAAAACAUCUAUCUAAAUCGACUACUCUCUUCUUGACUUUCAUAUAAUCUGA